Messenger RNA from Scomber japonicus (chub mackerel), 3135 nucleotides. RefSeq names its product growth factor receptor-bound protein 2b (gene grb2b). The coding region runs from base 310 to 963 and encodes 217 amino acids. The transcript is spliced from 6 exons. The record is from RefSeq and is a predicted model, not a curated record. NCBI's taxonomy places the organism in Eukaryota, Metazoa, Chordata, Actinopteri, Scombriformes, Scombridae. Gene Ontology annotation, molecular function: protein binding.
UCCUAGGACGGGGUGGAAGCGACACAAGACAUACAUCGUUUGUUGCCUCUCGAGAGGAAACACGGAGUGGAUAAUUACACGAGAGGGGUUUGUUUGUCACGGUGGCAACAUCUUAAACGGAAUAUCUCGAGUGGUACCCUACUGUGACCUUUAUGUGAGGUCAAAGCCCUAAAGGAACGGGUCAUAGACGGGAGGAGAGACUCGGAGAAAAGUAUCUGGCCACAGCAGCCUGGAUAAGUGUUUUUAUUUUUUAUUCAGUCCCUGAAACACAACUACAGCCAAGCAGUUUUCCGGCACGCAACCAGCACCAUGGAGGCCAUUGCCAAAUACGAUUUCAAAGCCACUGCUGAUGAUGAGCUUAGUUUCAAGCGUGGAGAAGUCCUCAAGGUAUUAAAUGAAGAGUGUGAUCAGAACUGGUACAAGGCAGAGCUAAAUGGAAAAGACGGCUUCAUCCCCAAGAAUUACAUAGAGAUGAAAGCUCAUCCGUGGUUUUUCGGGAAGAUUCCCCGGGCCAAAGCAGAGGAGAUGCUAAACAAACAGAGGCACGACGGGGCCUUCCUCAUUAGAGAGAGCGAGAGUGCACCAGGAGACUUCUCUCUCUCUGUGAAGUUUGGAAAUGACGUCCAGCACUUCAAGGUUCUUCGUGACGGGGCCGGAAAGUAUUUCCUAUGGGUGGUGAAGUUUAACUCGCUCAAUGAGCUAGUGGACUACCACCGCUCCACCUCAGUCUCCCGUAAUCAGCAAAUCUUUCUGCGAGACAUAGAGCAGGUCCCCCAGCAUCCCACAUACGUGCAGGCACUCUUUGACUUCGACCCCCAGGAGGAUGGAGAGCUGGGUUUCCGACGCGGCGACUUCAUCCAGGUCCUGGACAACUCCGACCCCAACUGGUGGAAAGGCGGUUGCCACGGUCAGACGGGCAUGUUCCCCCGCAACUACGUCACACCCGUCAAUCGGAACAUGUAAACAGUCAGACCAUGUAAACAACAACAACAACAACAACAAACCGCAACCAUCACCAUCACCACCACCAUCAUCAUCAUCGUUCUUGAUCUCAUCAGCCCCCCAUCCAAAACCCCCAACCAACCAACCAACCAACCAACCAACCACCCCCUCCUCCUCCUCCUCCUCCUCCCCUCCUCUCGGCCAUCCCACGAUAACAGGAGCAGACAGGAAGAAUGCAAACAACUGAAAGUGAGAGAGAGAGAUAAAACAGGAGUAAUGCUGUCGUAGGCGGCGCUGUGUGGGUGGCAGCUGAGCAAAAAAAAAAAAAAAAAAAAAUCAACUUUAAACUCGCGCUGAGAACGUUCACCUCCCCAGUGAACGCCUCGGCGAGGAUUGAACUGUCUUUGAGGGAAAUGUAAAUGCAGAGAAACUUAAGUGUAGUGCACCAACCGUGAAGAUAACCAAAUGAUUCAACCGCUAGAAGUCCCACAGCUGCUUCUGUCUUCUCCUUUAACUUCUUAACAUUCUGCCUUUUUUUUUUCUUUUGUGUUUUUUUUUUCUUCUUUUUUUUUCUUUUUUUUUCGUUGCCGCAUGUUGUUUUUAAUCACCUAAAUGAAAUGCCUACCGGUAAAUCCUAACUGUUUUAAAGAAAAAAAGAGAGAAAAAUAUUGAGAAAAAAAAAAAAAAGAAGUGGUUUUAAAAAUGUACAAAAAAAAGAAGAGAGAAAAAAAAACUGAUGCCAUCUACAAGCAAGUUUCCAUGUGUAAGAUCAUUGGCACGUGAGCAUUGUACAUCAGCCUUUGGCUGUAUAAAUAAAUCAACUAUAGAGAGAAUCCAUUUUUUAAGAAUAUAUAUUAUAUAUUUGUAUGUGUUUGUCUGUUUUACCUCUCAUCACAAAAUGUAUUUUUUUUUUUCCAUUUGUAAAUUAUGUUCAAUCUUUUGUUAGUCUGGAUAAGACCUAGUAGCUCUAGAAUGUGCUGAAUUGUCAGUCUAUUUUCUUUUUUUUUUUUUUUUUUCUGAAUCUAUCUGAGGGCUCUCAGAUAAUAACAGCAUGACAUUUUAAGGGGUCAUAAAUUCCAUUUUGAGAAGGCUUCUCUCGCCUUAUGAUGCGAGAAAUGUCCAGUGGGUCCUCUGAGAAGAAACAAAGUCUGUCAGAAAGCUAAUGUUGACCAGCAAGUAGAGCCAUGAAUGCUGCAAAGAGCUGUUGUAUUACGAAGCCCUGUGUAAGGUCAGCCACCUUUUUGUUUCAAAGCCAAUGUAUUUAUUGCAGCCAUUUUACUUGGGCAGUGAAUGUAGCUGACUGAGUCCGUAGACAUUAACAUGAGGGAAGCACGGUCGGAGAACUGAACUACACAACCAUGCAAGGGAUUUAACAAAAAAACCAACACAAAGACAUGCUGAAAUAGUAAUGUUGUCAAUAUUCAUUCAUAAAGGGGUGUAUGAUGAUAAUGUACAGGUAGUUAACAUGCAUAUUCAAACACAUUCAUUACAUGCAUGCAUACGCAGAUGCUCGCCUCCUUUGUUAUACCUGCACGUAGCAAAGAGGCGGAGUUUGGAUAAUCACGUUGUGUAAUCACCAGUGCAGAUCUGCCACUGGCACAGAUUAACAGUUCAGAAAACUGAGAGAUUGUCUUUUAUGCUAAAAGUUGAGAGAUCAGCUUAAAUGAUGUAAAAGAUUUUUGUCCCCCCUCCCCCCCCUUUUUUUUCUUUUGUCCAAUGUGGCUAGUGUUAAAGCACUUUUUUUUUUCUUUUGUGUCAAAUUUUGAUUUCUGCUCUGGUCCAGUGUGUUUGUGUGUUUGUUUACCGUGUUUGUGUUAAUGGUUUCUGUUUUCUUGUUCUCUCUGGAUAGUGCCUUUCUCUCUGGUGUUUCAGUGUCUCCGACCUGCUACUUUGAGCCCCCCAUCCCACUCCUCCCUUUUCUGGGGCCUGCCAGUCCUACAGUGAGAAACAGUGUACAUAAUACAACCUGUCCCAUCCAACAACCCCACCCCCACUUAUCCCCUUCCCACAUCAACCCACCUCCACCUUUGUCCUCACCAACGUGGAACUCUUCUUAUUUAAGUGUCUCUCGCCUUGUCUUACCUAAUGAUACUGUUUUUUUGUUGUUUUUUUUUUGUUUUUGCUCUUUUUUUUAAAUUUGCAUUUGUUUUUUGUUUUUUUGUUUUUGUUUUGUUUUCAAUUAAUAAAAUGCAA